Ceutorhynchus assimilis (cabbage seed weevil) is the source of this 2739-nucleotide messenger RNA. NCBI's taxonomy places the organism in Eukaryota, Metazoa, Arthropoda, Insecta, Coleoptera, Curculionidae. The record is from the annotation of a GenBank genome assembly.
UUUGUUGAUUGUUGAUGUUUUGAAUGUCUACUGCUAUGAUGAAAAAUUGCGUUUUCCCUCAAACAAACAGUAAAAUUCCAAUAUUUUAGACUAAAUUUUGCUCCAGUGUGUCGACAAAUAAUCUAAAAAUGUGAUGGUUUAAUUGUUAGAAUGUAAAAAGACUUCGAUAUCCAUAUCAAGAAGAAGGACCUUCCUACAUACGUUUUAUUACAACACGCAGAUUAUUAAAAUUAUUUCGUAAUUUGUGAAACAUGGGCGUAAUUGGAUUAAUUUUCGGCUUGUUUUUAAUUAGUUUAUCUCGAAUUAAUGCAAAGGAUGCUUGCACCAAUCAGCUCUACCUCAACUCCCUGGACGGCAACAAAAUCCGAACAAAACCUUCAUCAUUCAAAGACUGCAAUCAAAUAAGUUUCGAGGGUAGCGACAAACUCAAUUCACAUUUAGGAUCCAUAAGACUGGCAGCUUAUAUUCAAGAUAAUAAGAAAGACUAUACUUUGAACAUAUCUUUUCUCGAUAUCAAAUGGACCAGAGCCCAUUUAAAACUUUACCAAGAUUCCAAACCAGAAACAAGUAUUUGUAAAAUGUAUUCUAUUACAAAUCAGGCCCGAUUGCCAAUGUCCCAAAUGGAUGAUUCUUGUUUUAACCUAAACACUUACAAUACUAGUGUCGAUUAUGUGCUGGAAUUUAAGGCUGAACUUAAGACAGAUAUUUUAUAUAAGAAGCUAAUUUUUAGAUUUCCUUCUGUGGAGAGUUAUGAAAACUCUGUUGCUCUUCCAAAAAGGUCCCUAUUUCUCACUGUGGACGCACCAAGUAACCAUGGUAUAAUUUUGAAAAUCCAAGCGUUGCCGUUCUACUAUAAUGUAACUUAUUACAAAGUUGAAGUUUUCAAAGACAAAGACGAUAAGGAUAUUUUGUUGGACGUAAGAAUGCUCAAGCCUAAAAGUGAAGGAAUGACUUUUGAUUACAUUACUUACAAUGAGGAAGGUCAUUAUUUUUUUAAAGUUAGCGCAGUUAAUGACGUUUGUCCUGAGGAUGUUUGUUUGAAGAGUGUUUCUCCUCAAGUUUAUAUCAAACGAAAAUAUCCUCCUCUAGUCAUAGGAAUAGUUGGAGCAAGUUUUAUUAUCCCUUUUGCCCUAUUUAUUCUUCACAUGUGGACUAGGCGUAGUCAAUUAGAAGUUGAAACCCAAGAGCAAAAAGACACAAUCUUUCUAGUAUACAAUCAAACGCCUGAAAAGCACUAUCAAAUAAUUAAGUCACUAGAAAAAACCCUAAAAAGUUUGACAAAAGUACAACUAGUAACCAACAUCAAUGAAGCAUCUCAUGUACUUUAUAUUUGCGGUAUGCACAUUUUCGAACCUGAUGCCACGACGCACAAAUUUCUAGUCAUAGAAGCUAACAAGGCCGUCUCGAAGAUGGAAAUCUUUAUAAUCUCAUUUCCAUAUUCCACCAAAGAAAUUCCACCAUUCUUGAAAAAUUGCCUCAGAUUCAACUUGAUGGAGGACUUCAGUAAGUUUAUUCACUUGUUCAAUUGCGACGCCGAUUUCGAAAAUAAUGAAAGUUACAUUGAAUUGGAUGGGCAAGUGAAGGCGGCUCAAAUUCAAAAUGAACCAAGAAAAAUCAUACUAAAUAUGCCUAUUAUUAUUGUAACUGAGCAGUCUGAUAGCGAUGGUGAGCCAAAAGAAGCUGAUGUCUUAUUGUAGAUGAAGUUAUUUUGUAUUUUGGAUAAUGAUACAGGGUGACUGGUGAUUUUUUUAAUGCCAAUAAUUUUCUAGUAGUCGCUAGAGCUGGAAAAACUACUCUUGAAGUCAUUUGAUAAUCUGACUAUUACCAUACCAUAACAUUCUGUAAAUUAAAUGUUCUUGUCAUAGACUGUAUGUAUUUUCUCAGAUGAAAACAGUAAUUCUAUUGACCACCAUCAAUACUUUUUUUUAAAUUUCAUACUGAAAUUUAAUAGUCUUCCAUUAAUAAUUGUUACCCUCUAUCCACCCAAAAUUAUGACCUAAUUCAGUCCAAAUGUUCGUAAAUAAUUUAAGGAUCCUUAAGUUGAAAUUUGUUGUACCUACUUUGUAUUGUGCUUAUCUCAUAGACUGUUUGAUCAAAACACUGACCAAAUUUCAUCAAUUUUGAGACAUUCUAAUUUGGCCCUAGUUAAUAAUAAUCAUGUUGUUUUGACUAAAAUUAUUUAUGCCCAGCUCUGGCUUUUGCCUAUUUAAAUGUGAUUUGAACGCUUUUGUCACAAGGAAUUGGAAUGAAGUAAGAUCCUUUAGAAAUUAAUAAUUAUUUUUAGGGAUUUUAAUUUCCAAUUCUUUGUUGUGGGAACUGAUUUUUUUUUUAUAAAGAGAUUUAUAAGAAUCUCAGUAAAUGUAUUUUUUUCUAGGAUUUAAGUAUUUUUCUCAGUGUUCUAUAUUCUUAUUUUUGAUAUAAAUUUAAUUUUUAUUUCUUUUUUUUUUACACAUUUUUCCAAUCAUUAAAAUAAUGGUAAAAAUAUGAUCUUAAAGUUUCUAAUAUCUUUUCUUGGUUCAUGACUUUCCCUAUGCAAUUGAUGGAACAAAUAUACACUCUUUCUGAAUAGUCUACAGUCUACAUUAAAUCUUAUUUCUAAAACAAUAAUCCUAAUGUUGUACUUAAGAUUUUUUUAUUAAGUGUUUUACUGUAUAGGAAUAGGAAUGUAUUUUAUGUUUUGUAUAAACAAUAUAUAAGUAAUUGAAUGUCAAUAUAAAAAAAUAUACCUAUGUUGUGUAA